UACCAACACUUUUACACAAGUGGAAUGGAGAAUUAAAUCACUCUGGGGUGAUUUUAUAUUUCCUUAUAGGUUAGAUGAGAACGCCGGUUAAUCUGUGCACGUGUAGCGGUUGAUAUCUAUAAUGUAUGUAAAGUAUACUAACAGAUUUUAAAUUUCUCCUGUUUAUAAUGCCUUCGAAAUGUCCGACGUCUGAUUGUAUUAAGAUUUGAAGAAAGAAAAGAAGACGAGAAAAAGGUAAGCAAAAUUAAGAGGCAAGCAAGAGGCAUGAGCAAAAGUUAGAAAGCAAGGACAAAUAACUAACAUUAGAAGAAAAUCAAGAAGAAUGUCGAAUGUAAUCAUAUUGAGUGAUUCGGAUGAAUCCGUAUCUCUCGUUACUGACGAACAUGAUAAGAUCGAAUCGGAGAUCGGAGGCAAGUAUUAUUCGAACACUUUAAAUGAUUUUGAUUUUCCGGAGGUGCCGUUCUGCCGCGAAAUCGCGGAGAGCUCGUCAUCGCAAGGUGACAGUAAUUUAAAUGCCGACAAUGACUACGAACAUACAGAAAAAUCGCCCGUUUCUGAUUCGGAAAAUCAGGUUGAUAGAAUUUCGCGAAAGGCAACAGUUUCCAAGAAAGAUAAGGUAACAUUGAAAGAGGAACGAGCGAGACGUCAGCAAGCUUUGGCGAGGGAAAAGACCGUAAAAGCGAUCGAGAAGAAAACGUUGAAAAAUAUGAAGCCCGGCGAAUGCAUAAAGUUCAUGGAAGUUAAUCUUGAUCGAAAUAUUGACUCGGUCGUUUCACGAGAAGAAAUUGAGAGUGCGUUACAAAAUGCCGGUAUUAAAUUCAAUGUAACCACCGAGAUAAUUCCUAACAGCAUUACGUGGCGGAGAAACGUCGAGGAGGACUAUAUCGGCGAAGAUAAUAACGCGCAUACAAGGAAAAGUGUACAGACGGAAGAAUAUGCUAUUGUGAUUUGGAGCUACUGUACAGCGAUAAAACAUGUAGCAGAAAACACUUUUUGCACAUCUGUCACAGAGUAUAAAGCUCUAAUACCAAAUUACAAUAUUACCUUGAUUAUCUAUGGUAUGGAAGAGUAUUUCGCAUAUCAGAAGAAACGGAAGUCUGAUCCUGGUAAACGUACCAGACACAAAGGCAAUGGUAAUCAACGGUUUGACACGUUACCAAUUGUAUCAAGGGAGCAAUUGGAGAUGUGCCUGACUGAAAUUCAGUUAGUAAUUAAAUGCAGCAGCAGAUUGAUCGACAAUUUGCAGGAUUUAGCUUUAGUAAUAUGCCAGUAUACAAAGUCCAUUUCGGAAAUACCGUAUAAAUUGCAGAAGAGGAGUCAGGAAAAUAAAUUCAGUUGGUAUGUUAUGGGAGACAAUAAGAACACAGUGCGCGUGGACAAAGAUGGUAAUGGGUUAAAGAGACUGUGGCAGCAACAAUUGUGUCAAUUUAACUUGAGUAGCUUGGAAAUAUCAGAGGCAAUAUGUACAGUUUAUCCUAGUCCAAUUCAGCUUAUCAAGGCUUAUAGAAAUUGCACACCUGACGAAGGCAUGAAUUUAUUAAAAGAUAUAUCAAUACGAAGAGCGGCGGGACCUCUCACAACCGUACGUAAAAUUGGUCCUGAAUUUAGUAAAAAAAUGUACGUGAUGUUUACAUCACUAAAUGGGGAUGCUUUAUUAGGAACUAAGGUAUAAAAUAACU
Molecule: messenger RNA, 1679 nt
Organism: Cyphomyrmex costatus
Lineage: Eukaryota; Metazoa; Arthropoda; Insecta; Hymenoptera; Formicidae
Gene: mms4
Product: Methyl methanesulfonate sensitivity 4
Exons: 3
Coding region: 323-1672 (449 amino acids)
Biological process (GO): resolution of meiotic recombination intermediates; replication fork processing; mitotic intra-S DNA damage checkpoint signaling
Cellular component (GO): Holliday junction resolvase complex; nucleus
Molecular function (GO): crossover junction DNA endonuclease activity
Source: RefSeq, a predicted model, not a curated record